This is a messenger RNA of Cuscuta epithymum, 863 nucleotides long. Lineage: Eukaryota; Viridiplantae; Streptophyta; Magnoliopsida; Solanales; Convolvulaceae. The record is from the annotation of a GenBank genome assembly.
UUGCAAGAUCGAUGCAUUAAUUUAAGUAAUUAAUAAUUAAGCCAGAUAUAUAUUGGCAGUAACAUAAAUAAGGGGCGGGGAGCGGCGGCGGCAUAUCUAUUCAUGGCGGAGAAUAAUUUGCAGAUUGUUCCGGUGGGGACAUCAUCCAGCAUAAGGAAAGUGGAAGCGCAAUAUGUAGAAAUGAUGGUUCCUCUCUAUUCUCACGGAUGCGUGAGGAAGGUCAAGAACGCCUUAUCCCAGAUUAGAGGAAUAUACUCGGUGAAUGUGGAAUUUAAAGAGCAGAAGGUGACAGUGUGGGGGAUAUGCAACAAAUAUGAUGUUUUGUCAACAAUCGGGAAAAAGAGGAAAGAUGCUCGCUUUUGGAAUCCUGAAGACAACGACGACGACGUUGAACCAGAAGGAGGCGGGGAAGAACAAGUGUUAUCACAGUCAUUGACAAUGAAAGUAUCAUCAUCGUUUCUAAAACGUCAUCGCUCGGCCCAACCUCUGGCCCUGCUUAGGUCUCGCUCGCUAUUGAGCUGGAAAUCAUCUCUUAAAAGGGCUUUUUCGAGGAGUCACUCAUUUUAAAUAUGUCAUGAAUGCGCGUUGUUUAAUAAUGUACAUUUAAAUAAGUUCUGUUUGUCUGUAAUUAACAAAUGAUGUAUUUAUCAUCUACAUUCGGACUAAGAUGCAUUUAUGUAUAGUAGUAUUAUAUACGUUGCACGAAGUAAUAAUCAAUUAUACCUGAAGCAAAUUGUGGGAUGGGAAGACUAAAAAAGUGUAAUAUUGCUAGAUAUAAGUGACAAGUUUUGUGCCGCGUAGUGAAUACACUCCUUUUUUCAAUCAUUUUACGUACACUUUCAAUCUAAUUGCAGUUCUAUGUC